AUGUUACAGCGGCACGAUCUCGCUUGUCAGACAUUCAAGCAGCAAUACAUCCUCAACGCGACGUACUUCAAGGAAGGAGGUCCCAUCCUCUUCUACCAGAGCAACGAGGCGACAACCAUCACAUGCCCCGACACCCUCAUUCUCGCGGACUGGGCGAAGGAGAUCGGCGGUCUGACUGCUACGCUCGAGCAUCGGUAUUUCGGCCAGAGCCUUCCCUUCGGGAAUGACUCGUACACACAAGAGAACUUCAAGUACCUCACGCUGGAGAACGUCAUGCAGGAUGCCGUCAACUUUAUUGACUUCAUCAAGAGCAAUGUAACGGGCGCCUCAAACUCCAAGGCAAUCGUGGUAGGACGCUCUUACGGCGGUACCUUGUCCGCGAUCUUCCGCCAGAACUACCCGGACGUAUUUUACGGUGCUUGGGCUGUUUCUGGGCCGUUCUAUGCCUUCGGCGAUUCAACAGAGAUCGGACAGGAAGUUCAGCAAACCUAUCUGCGGCAAUCAUACACUGCCUUCAGUCGUAUCAAGCAGGCCUUCAGCAAUGUCAAGUCCCUCGUCGCCUCUGGCGACGAACCCACGCUCGCCAAGGAGCUCUCCCUCUGCCAGGCCCCCAACGUCACCGACGUCGCGGGCGCGGUCACCUUCAACUAUUGGCUCGUCGGGGCGUACGACAUCCUCACCCAGUUCUCCUUCAUGCCCUCGUACUUCCACAACGUCUCCGGGCCUGUCCUCCCCGUUGUCAUCAACGACACGCUCUCCGCGCCCUCGCCCCUCGCCGCGCUCAACCAGACGCUCUGGCACGCAUACGGCGGCGACGCGGUCGCGGUCCCCAGCGGCAAGCCGUGCCUGGACCACACCAUCGCGCUGCCGAGCAGCAUCAACAUCGCCGCGGUCCCCUUCUCCUGGGUGCGCUGCAACUGGGUCCCGCUGAACAACGCGCUCGACCCCCGCGGGAUCUGGCAGAUCGGCGCGCCUCUCCCCCCGAGCGCGAGCGACCCCUCCGCGGGGUGCACGGCGCUGUGGAACGUCACCACCCCGCCGGGCGCGGCGAUCAAGGCGAAGUACAGGAUCGCGGACGCGGACCUGCGCGCCUCGACGCGCGUCAUCUUCUCGGUGGGCGAGCUCGACCCGACGACGUCCGUCGCGCAGAACGGGCUGGGCGACGCGGUCGGCACGGACCCACACCAGGCGGUGAGGGUGUUCGUCGCAGGGGGCGGGCACGGCCAGGACCUGGAGCAGUAUGAUCCUGGAGCGGACUGGCAGUCGGUUGUUGACGCACGCAACAUCGAGCUGAACGUCAUCAAGGGUUGGCUGAACGGGACUGCGGCUGCUUCCACUGCUUUGCCGUCGUCCAGCAGCGCGGGUGCUGGCUCGUCUGCCACUGCUCGCGCUCCCUCGGCAUGA
This is a messenger RNA of Dichomitus squalens LYAD-421 SS1, 1404 nucleotides long. RefSeq lists its product as uncharacterized. The coding region runs from base 1 to 1404 and encodes 467 amino acids. NCBI's taxonomy places the organism in Eukaryota, Fungi, Basidiomycota, Agaricomycetes, Polyporales, Polyporaceae. Gene Ontology annotation, molecular function: serine-type exopeptidase activity; dipeptidyl-peptidase activity. Gene Ontology annotation, biological process: proteolysis. The record is from RefSeq and is a predicted model, not a curated record. The transcript is spliced from 8 exons.